This is a messenger RNA of Penicillium digitatum Pd1, 1470 nucleotides long. RefSeq names its product cytochrome P450. The record is from RefSeq and is a predicted model, not a curated record. Lineage: Eukaryota; Fungi; Ascomycota; Eurotiomycetes; Eurotiales; Aspergillaceae. Gene Ontology annotation, molecular function: oxidoreductase activity, acting on paired donors, with incorporation or reduction of molecular oxygen; heme binding; monooxygenase activity.
AUGCUCCCUUCUAAAAUUGAAAGAUUCACCGAAUGGGCCAAAAUCUAUGGGGGUCUCUACAGCUUCCGUAUUGGCCCAGCCACUGCCGUCGUGAUCACCGAUCGAGGUCUGGUCAAGGAACUGCUUGACAAACGCAGUGCCCUAUACAGCUCCCGACCAACCUGUUAUGUCGGACAGAACCUCAUCACUGGCGGUGACCAUCUCCUCGUUAUGGACAACAAGGAAACCUGGCGGCUAUUUCGGAAGACAGUGCAUCAGCACUUCAAGGCGAGCAUGUGCGAAAAUGAGCAUGUCAAGCUCCUCGAAGCAGAGCACACACAGAUGAUGCGUGACUUCCUCCUGUAUCCAGAGAAACAUAUGAUGCAUACCAAACGUACCACCAACAGUAUCAUCAUGAGUCUGUUGUAUGGGAUUCGGACCCCGUCGUGGGAUACACCACAUAUGCAGGAACUCUACGAGAUCAUGGAGCGAUGGUCCAAGGUGAUGGAGACUGGAGCGACGCCACCGGUUGAUAUCUUCCCGGGGCUCAAAUGGGUCCCUCAGCGGUGGCUGGGCAACUGGGUUGAUCGGUCGGUAGAGGUGGGCAGCGGCAUGAAAGCGUUGUACGGGUCCUUCCGACGACGGGCGGUCGAGGCACGACGAAAGGCCGACCAGGGCUCGCAAAGCCGAGCCCGCACGUUCAUCGACCACGUACUCGACCUGCAGGAGAAGGAAAACCUCACUGACAACCAGGUCGACUUCCUCGGUGGCGUUAUGAUGGAGGGUGGAUCCGAUACCGGGUCCACAAUGCUCCUGGUAAUGAUUCAGGCACUGGUGCAGCAUCCCGAAGUACAAGAGCGGGCACGCAUCGAGAUCGACACUGUCUGUGGUGAAGACCGAUCCCCGACAUGGGCAGAUUUCGGCCAUUUAUCGUACAUCACCAUGAUUGUCAAAGAGACGAUGCGUUGGCGGCCGGUGACGCCACUCUCAUUCCCGCAUGCCCUCAGUCAAGAUGACUGGGUCAAUGGGUAUCUCCUACCAAAGGGAUCAACGGUGUUUCUGAACGUGUGGGGCCUCCACCACGACGAAUGUGUCUUCCCCAAUCCUGAUCGCUUCGAUCCUAGUCAUUAUGAAGGGCGACAUCGCCUGGCGUCGGACUAUGCCGCCUCGCCGGACUACAUGCAGCGGGAUCACUUCAUCUACGGGGCUGGACGACGGCUCUGCCCAGGGAUCCACCUAUCGGAGCGCAGCAUGUUCCUGGGAGCGGCGAAGCUGCUAUGGGGAUUUCAGUUCCAGCCGGAGCUCAAUGAGUCGGGGGAGGCAAUCGCCAUCGACACCGACCCGAGUACGGGGUACACUGAGGGAUUUCUGGUUUGUCCGCGGGCAUUCAAGUGUAGAAUUUCUCCUCGGUCCGCUGCGAGGACCGAGACUAUUCUUCGUGAGUUUGCGCAGGUCGAGUCGGAGAUCCUUUGUCAGUAUGCCACCCCCUAA